Aphanomyces invadans is the source of this 651-nucleotide messenger RNA. RefSeq lists its product as hypothetical. The record is from RefSeq and is a predicted model, not a curated record. NCBI's taxonomy places the organism in Eukaryota, Oomycota, Saprolegniomycetes, Saprolegniales, Verrucalvaceae. The coding region runs from base 58 to 540 and encodes 160 amino acids. The transcript has a single exon.
GUGGUCCGAAUUUUCUCCGAAAAUAUAUCAACGAAUGAUACCACGUCUACUUCUGCCAUGGUGCCGUUCCUCCAAACGGCGUUGUCGCUGUUCGGCAUGGGCGAGUUUGCGACGCACCACGCGACGCGCGCUGUGUACGCCACCACAGGCAUGCUGCAAGUGUCUCUGCUAUCGCUGGGAGCACUCACGUUUGAUUCGGAAGAUGCAACGUUCCAAAAGAUCAAGCAGUCCAAGGUGAAGGCGGUGGCCACCGUUGGCGCGGUGGCGCUAGCGUUCUUGGGGCUCGGCAGUCUCGUCGAAGUGUCGGCGGGGUAUGGCCAGUUUAUGGCUGCCGCCAUCAAGGUCUUGGGCUUUGGCGGCAUUCGAAACUAUGUGCUCCCGUACGUGGUCGGGAAAAAUGCCGAGUGCGUGUUCUUCGUCCUCCUUUUUGCCGGCACGUUGCUCGACGGGUUCGACCCGACCACGUCGUCCGCAGUGACAGCGGCAACCGUUGUUGGUAGUAGUCGCAGCCACCACGACGACCACCAUCACGCUGCCUAAUCGAGAGAACUCGCAUGUCGUCAGCCUUUUCGUUGUGCAUGCGAUCACGGACAAUCGACCAAGCGUCGACAAAGCUCCGCUGACCGACCAAAUAAAACCAUUUGACUCGCA